This is a messenger RNA of Carassius auratus (goldfish), 2392 nucleotides long. RefSeq names its product dipeptidyl peptidase 4-like. NCBI's taxonomy places the organism in Eukaryota, Metazoa, Chordata, Actinopteri, Cypriniformes, Cyprinidae. Bases 157 to 2226 code for a protein of 689 amino acids. The transcript is spliced from 25 exons. The record is from RefSeq and is a predicted model, not a curated record. Gene Ontology annotation, cellular component: plasma membrane. Gene Ontology annotation, biological process: proteolysis. Gene Ontology annotation, molecular function: dipeptidyl-peptidase activity; serine-type endopeptidase activity.
GGAAAAUGGGUUCUGGCAGCAUUCGGGAUCGUAGUGGUCGUUGUGGUAAUAGCUGUCCCAACAGCCAUUUUUCUCAACGAGGAUAAAACUGUAUCCCAGAGGACAUUUACUCUAGAAGAUUACUUCAAUGGAACUGCAAGAACCAAGUCAUACAACAUGCGAUGGGUCUCAGAUGAUGAAUAUCUUCACAAGACGAGAGAAGGUUCAUUGCAUCUGAUCAACGCAACCACAGGAAAUGGAAGUGAAUUCAUCAAUCAGCAGAUAUUUACCCGUGUGGCAGCUUUUGAUUACAUGGUGUCAGCCGAUCGAAAAUACGUCUGUUUCCUGAGCAACUACACUAAGCUAUGGAGACACUCAUACACUGCAUCAUAUUCCAUCUAUGACCUGGAAAAAAGGGAUUUUAUAAAUACAGAUAUCCCACAUGAAAUCCAGUACCUAGCAUGGUCGCCAACCGGCCACAAACUGGCUUUUGUGUGGCAAAACAACGUCUUUGUUAAGGAAAAUCUUACCUCUCCAUUCACUCAAGUCACUUUUGAUGGAGCCCACAACCAGAUCCUCAAUGGCAUUCCUGACUGGGUGUACGAGGAGGAGAUGUUCUCCACCAACUUUGCUCUGUGGUGGUCACCAAAUGGGAGGUUUGUGGCAUACGCCAAAUUUAAUGACUCAGGAGUCCACAACAUUGAGUAUACAUGGUAUGGAGAAGGCCAAUAUCCAGAUACGGUCUUGAUACCAUACCCCAAGGCCGGAACCCCAAACCCAACUGUCAAACUCUUUGUCUUUGACACAAACACAACCAGGGACAAUGAAGUCCUGGUUCCCAGUGAUGUUGGUGCAGGAGAGCACUACCUGAGCACUGUUACAUGGGCAUCAGAUGAUCGAAUUGCAGUGCAGUGGCAGAAGAGAACGCAGAACUAUGUCGUUUUGAAGACGUAUGACUUCAGCGGCAGUGAUUGGACAGAAAGUUCACUGAGCCAGGUUAUCACAAGCAGCACGGGUUGGGUUGGCCGGUUUUCUCCUGAUGAACCUGUCUUUCGGCCAGACGGCAGCAGUUGUUAUUACAUUAUGAGUGAUGAGAAACAUUUUAAGCAUCUUGUUUAUUUCAAUCCAACAGUAAGGUCGUUCCUGACAACAGGAAAUUGGGAGGUCACUAGCAUCCUUAAGGUCACAAAUGAUGCUGUAUACUAUGUGAGUAAUGAACACAAUGCGAGUCCGGGCCAAAGGAACGUUUACAGAAUCACUAUAAAGGCUGAUUCUCAUUCGGAGCGUGAGUGUCUGACCUGUACCCUCAAUGAGGACCGGUGCAAAUAUAAUUCUGCCCUGUUUAGCACUAAAGGAACCUACUACCUCAUGAGCUGUUCUGGGCCUGGACUGCCUCUAUAUACACUGAGAAACAGCAGAGAUGGAACAGAGGUGAGAGUUCUUGAAGACAACAAAGAUUUGGAAAAUACUCUGCAGGAUAUCGCAAUGCCGUCUGUUAUGCAUGACACAUUGAAGAUCGGAGAGUUUGACCUCUGGUACCAGAUGAUUCUUCCUCCCAAAUUCGACAAAUCCAAAAAAUAUCCUCUGCUUAUUGAUGUAUAUGCAGGCCCCUGCAGUCAGAAGUCAGAUUUCCGGUUCAGGGUGGGAUGGUCCACAUACUUGGCCAGCACGGAGAAAGUGAUUGUGGCCAGUUUUGAUGGGAGAGGAAGUGGUUACCAAGGAGACAAAAUCAUGCAUGCCCUCUACAAACGACUUGGCACUUACGAAGUUGAGGAUCAAAUAACAGCCGCUAGAAAUUUUAUUGACAUGGGCUUCAUAGAUAAAAACAGGGUUGCCAUCUGGGGCUGGUCUUACGGAGGUUACGUCACUUCAAUGGUUCUGGGAGCCGGAAGUGGAGUUUUUAAAUGUGGAAUGGCAGUCGCUCCGGUCUCUAAAUGGGAGUAUUAUGACUCUAUUUACACUGAGAGGUACAUGUUGACGCCAGCGGAGAACCAGGCCUUUUACGAUAAUUCCACAGUGACGGGAAGAGCCAAGAACUUUAAAUCGGUCCAGUACCUCCUGGUGCACGGCACCGCUGACGAUAACGUUCACUUCCAGCAAGCUGCUCAGAUCUCUAAAGCCCUCGUGGAUGAACAAGUGGACUUUGAUGCAAUGUGGUACACUGAUCAAGACCACAGUCUCGGCGGCUCGGCCAAUCAGCACGUCUACACUCACAUGAGUCACUUUCUGAAAAACUGCUUUGCUUGAACUUGUGAAACUUUCCACCGGACCAAAUAAGCCAGAAGCCACAGCGCUGACUCCGCAUUACUUCCAGAGCACUUCACACACUUAAACACGUCAGGAGUGUGUGCUGGCUACUGUACUGUGAUGCAAUAACAGACUCCUUCAGUCACGUUCAUCAGUUUCAUUUGUA